AUGGCAAACCCCGAUACUUCCCGGGUGAUUCAAUUCGCCAAGAAUUUAUCUCUCUUCAUCCUCAGCUUCAUCUUUUUACCUGCCACUCUCUUGUUCGCGUUGCUUGCUUUCCUCUGGAACCGAUUGACAUCAAAACCUCCUGCUCCGACUUCCCACAGCCAAAAUGAUCAAGAUAAUUUGGACAAGACGACGAUCCUCGUCACGGGCGUCAACAUGGCAAAGGGUCUCUCCCUAGCACGCAUGUUCCAUCGUCGCGGCCAUCGCGUCAUUGGUGCAGACUGCUACGCCCUCUCUCCCGGUCGCGUCUCCCGCGCAAUCGACGUCUACUACCGUCUACCUGUUCCCUCGGACCCUUCAAAGACGUCCAUGAAUGAUCCAUACCUGAACACAAUCACAGAAAUCAUCAACCACGAGGAUGUCGAUCUCUGGGUGUCAGUCUCUGACGUCAAUGCCGCGAUUGAAGACGCUACCGUUAAAGAAAUCAUUGAAGCUCGCACGAGCGCAAAGGCGAUUCAAUUCGGCGUCGAGGAUAUUCGCAGACUACAUGAGAAGGACGCCUUCAUUGAGCACACAAAGUCUUUGGCUCUGAAGGUACCGCAUACUGAAGCCGUGCAAGACAAGGAAGAUGUCAUCAACUUCCUACAACGCAAUGGCGGCCUUGAGCUGAAGCCUCAGGCGAGACAAUAUCUUGUCAAGCCUGUUGGUGUCGACGACGUUGCCCGUUUUACCAUGCCUCUACUUCCUCUACCCUCCGAAGAUGCUACCCUGGCGCGCAUCGACACCAUCCCAUUCGACACAGCCAAAUGCUCCUUCAUCAUCCAAGAAUACAUCACCGGUCCUGAAUUCUGCACGCACGCACUUGUCAUUAGAGGUCGCGUGUGUGCUUUUGUCGCGUGUCGCUCCGCCGAUGUCCUCAUGCAUUACUCUGCCCUCCCUGCCGAUUCUCCGCUUAGCAAGGCCAUGUUAGACUUUACACUCAAGCAGGCUGAGGAGGGUGGCGAGAACUUUACUGGGCACAUGAGUUUUGAUUUCUUGAUCGACAAGGAGAACGAAGAUGCUGCUCGGUCUGGCGCGGAGAAAGAAGUCACGAUAUAUCCUAUUGAGUGCAACCCUAGAGUCCACACAGCAACUGUUCUGUUCAACAACACCCCCGAGAUUGUCGACGAAUACCUUUCUGUCCUUGCAUCCUCUUCACAGCCGAGAUCGCUGACGAAACCCCCUCUGUACCCCAACAAUCCUCAGGACUACUACUGGGCCAGUCAAGAUCUUGUCGAGCUUGUUCUCUGUCCGUUCUACCACACUCUCUUCAGAGGAACUACGGGAUUAUCCCACGUUUCAAAAUCUAUCCAUGCGUUUGCGCAGCACUUGAUAUACUGGAAGGAUGUUUGCUUGGUACAUGUCGACUGGGUCUGUGUGGACAAAGCUUAA
Fusarium graminearum PH-1 is the source of this 1428-nucleotide messenger RNA. RefSeq lists its product as uncharacterized. Gene Ontology annotation, molecular function: metal ion binding; ATP binding. The transcript has 2 exons. The coding region runs from base 1 to 1428 and encodes 475 amino acids. NCBI's taxonomy places the organism in Eukaryota, Fungi, Ascomycota, Sordariomycetes, Hypocreales, Nectriaceae. The record is from RefSeq and is a predicted model, not a curated record.